GCCCUGCGACAUGAAAGGCCCCAAAGCCUCUGAUGUGCGGGGAGGGAAGGGAGAGGCUGGCGCCCGUGCCAAGGGGAAACUUUCCUACCGCUCGGCCUCAGCCAGGGGAAAAACCAACAAACACACGGGCACGCGCCGCGGAUAAAUCCCGGCGAGCGCAGGAGCGCAGCUGCGAGCGAGGCGGGUAGAACCGCACCGCCGGCGUCUCGUCCCUGCAGCCUGCGUGGCCGGAGCCAGCCCCGGCGCGAUGCUCCUCGUCCUGCUGCCAGCCUGGCUGGCCCUGGGCAUCCUGCAGCUGCCCCUCGGUGGCACCCAGGAGUGUGUGAGCCAGCAGCAGGCGCUCAGCGCGGUGCGGCAGAUGCAGAAGCUGCUGGCGGCACAGGAGGCUGCUCACCUGCGGGGCACGCGCGGUCUCCGGCAGCAGCUCUCCCUCCUCCAGAGCCGCCUCCAGAGCCAGGCCACCAAACGCAACGAGACCUGUCCGCAGCCGGCGGUGCCCCCGAACGGGCGGAUGCUGGGCCGGAGCACGCGGGUGGGCCACGACGUUCACUUCGUCUGCGACGCCGGCUUUCGGCUGGUGGGCUCGGAGACGCGCGCCUGCCGGCACGACCGCACGUGGAGCGGCACCCAGCCCUCCUGCAGAAGUAUUGACGACUGCUCCAGCAACCCGUGUGCCAACAGCGGGACCUGUGUGGAUGGCAACCAGAGCUACACAUGCCUCUGCCCCCGGGGCUGGUCAGGCCCCAGCUGCCAGAGCCCCAUCUAUGCCUACUGGGUGACGUUGAGCAACUCCUCCUUCAGCCGCCAGCCCCGCUGCGCCGAGGGCCGCCCGGGUUCCCGGCGCUGCAGCUGCGACGCCGGCUUCCAGAUGCGAGCCGGCGGCGUGUGCCACGAUGUGGACGAGUGCCAGCUCUUCCAGUCCAGCCCCCAGACCCGGCUUUGCCUCCAUGACUGCCUCAACCUCCCCGGCUCCUACCGCUGCCUCUGCCCCCCCGGCUACCUGCUCCACGCUGACCGCAACACCUGCGAGGACGUGAAUGAGUGCGCUGGGAAGCAGCACAACUGCACCCAGGGCGACCUCUGCAUCAACACCUUCGGGGGCCACCGCUGCGUGCGCCCCAAGUGCCCCCCGCCGCGCCACAACACCAGCUACGUCAAGACCUCUGCUUUCCAAUGCGAGAGGAACCCCUGCCCCAUGGAGAGCCAAGCCUGCCGCCUGGCCGCCACCUCCAUCUCCUUCCACUACCUGCCGCUCCAGGCCAACCGCAGUGUGCCCCGUGUCCUCUUCAGGAUGUCCACCACCCGCUUCGUGGGCGACAGCCUGCGCUUUGCCAUCAUGGGCAGCCGGGGCCAGGGCGACUUUGCCGUGCGGCGCUCCGACCGGCAAACGGGAGAGCUGGUGCUCACCAGCCCUGUGGCGGGGCCAGCCACGCUGGAGGUGGACCUGGAGAUGAGCGAGUUCUCACGCAAGGUCCUCCUGGGCAAGCACAUCUUCAAGGUCACAGCCUUUGUGUCCCCAUACGAGUUUUGAUCCGCUUUGGAGGUGGGCGUGGGUCUCUCCUGGGUCUCUCCUGGGGAGUGAUGGAGCGGGUUCAGCUCUGUGGUCCCAGUUCUUCUCCCACUGGAGACAUCCCUCUCCCGUAAUGCUUGCUCAUGGCUGGUAGGGCAAAGCCACCGCAGCAGAAGCGGUGCCCGUCGCAAAGGCUGCAAGAAAACCCCUGUAGGCAAUGGGGGGACCAGCCUGGACCAGCCUCUGCCAGCCCCCCUCCUCUCUGCCCGCACGGCACACAGAGGGGCAUGGCAGAGCGAGCCGAUGGCACGUGGCGUGCAGGUCUGGCUCCUUGUAUCUUGUAACCUCUAAUAAAAGAAAAGUGGCUGUA
Molecule: messenger RNA, 1880 nt
Organism: Tyto alba (common barn owl)
Lineage: Eukaryota; Metazoa; Chordata; Aves; Strigiformes; Tytonidae
Product: fibulin-7-like
Exons: 8
Coding region: 248-1531 (427 amino acids)
Molecular function (GO): calcium ion binding
Source: RefSeq, a predicted model, not a curated record